Molecule: messenger RNA, 981 nt
Organism: Saccharomyces kudriavzevii IFO 1802
Lineage: Eukaryota; Fungi; Ascomycota; Saccharomycetes; Saccharomycetales; Saccharomycetaceae
Gene: FIP1
Product: cleavage polyadenylation factor subunit FIP1
Exons: 1
Coding region: 1-981 (326 amino acids)
Cellular component (GO): mRNA cleavage and polyadenylation specificity factor complex
Molecular function (GO): RNA binding
Source: RefSeq, a predicted model, not a curated record
AUGAGCUCUAGUGAAGACGAAGACGACAAGUUCUUAUACGGCUCCGACUCGGAGUUAGCGUUACCUUCAUCUAAAAGAUCUAGAAUUGACGGGCCUGGAGACGAUGCUACCAAUAAUCCUGGUAUAGUCAAGAGACAAAAAUUGGACUCUUCCGAAGAAGCUGUUCCAACUAUAGCCAAGGACGACCAUUCUGAUGAAGAUAUAUAUUCAGACUCCUCAAACAACGAUAGUGAUUCCGAUUUAGAAAUUAUCAUAAGUACAGGGCCUGAUCCUACGAGGCUGGACGCGAAACUUCUGGGUUCCUAUUCAAGUACAACAACACCUUCAAGCAAAGAUGUAAUUAGCGUAGCUACCGACGUAUCUACCACCGUCACAAAAACACUAGAUGAAAGACUAAUAACGGAAGGCGAAACAGAUCAAGGCGUAACCGCGGCCACAUCGAAAGCUACAGAAGGCGAAGGAAACCUACCGAAAGCAAUGGUUGGUUCUAUUGAUUUGGAUAAAGAGGGCAUUUUUGAUAGCGUUGGUAUAACGACAAUAGAUCCUGAAGUGCUAAAGGAAAAGCCUUGGAGACAACCAGGAGCCAACUUGAGUGAUUAUUUCAAUUAUGGGUUUAACGAGUUUACCUGGAUGGAAUAUUUGCAUAGACAUGAAAAAUUAUUGCAGGAUUACAAUCCCAGGAGAAUCCUAAUGGGCUUGUUGUCCCUUCAACAACAAGGGAAGUUGAACUCUGUCAACGAUACAGAAUCAAACCUCGGAAAUAUGAUUGACAACAAGAACAACAACCUUAAUAGUUCAAAUAUGCCCAAUCUGAACAGUAAUAUGGGCAAUAGCAUGUCUGGAACGCCAAAUCCUCCCCCGCCACCAAUGCAUCCUAGCUUCCCACCGCUACCUAUGUUUGGUAGUUUCCCACCAUUCCCCAUGCCAGGUAUGAUGCCGCCUAUGAACCAGCAGUCAAACCAAAAUCAAAAUUCGAAAUGA